Closterium sp. NIES-67 is the source of this 460-nucleotide messenger RNA. The record is from the annotation of a GenBank genome assembly. NCBI's taxonomy places the organism in Eukaryota, Viridiplantae, Streptophyta, Zygnematophyceae, Desmidiales, Closteriaceae.
GAUGCGAGUGCAUCAAAAGAAGUACUUGGAGGCCUUGGCUGCAAACUUUGGGAAGAGUGAAGGUCAUGUGGCUACUCCUCUUCCCUCAGGGUUCAAGUGUGUGAAAGGACCAGCGAAGGAAAGUGUUGGUGAAGAGGAGAGGCGCCGUUUUCACUCCUUGGUGGGCAGCCUCAUAACCAGAGGACAUGACAAGUGUGGGAGGCUUCAUCUGCUGUGUUGGUGGAGGCCCAACAGCUUGGGAGAGCAAGAAACAAGUGGACCAAGCAUUGAGCUCGGUGAAGUGGCAUUGGGUGAGGAGCAUGGUAACCGCGGGUGAAGUGGAGUUGCACUACGUGAAGACGACGGCACAGCCAGCUGAUAUGAUGACCAAGAGGCUGGUUGAGCAGCAGCAUUGGAAGUGUUGCAAGCUUGCUGGGAUGGCUCUGAACUAAGGGGAGCAGAUUCUAAGGCCAACAAUCCG